Messenger RNA from Acanthosepion pharaonis, 936 nucleotides. The record is from the annotation of a GenBank genome assembly. Lineage: Eukaryota; Metazoa; Mollusca; Cephalopoda; Sepiida; Sepiidae.
AUGUCCCCACUACCAGCGGCUCCAUGGACAGAAGUCAGCGCUGACUUCGGACACCUCCAAAAUGGGAAAUACCUACUUGUCGUCACAGACGAGUACUCACGCAACGUUGUUGUUGACAUCCUAGACUCCAUCUCAACGACAUCAGUGAUACCUCGCCUGGACAAAAUAUUUGCGGAGUUUGGGGUACCAGUAUCCCUCAAAAGGGACAAUGGCCCACCAUUCAACAGCAGCGAUUUCAAAGACUACGCCUCCAUCACCGGAUUCAAACAUAGGAAGAUAACACCCCUGUGGCCCCAGGCCAAUGCUGAAACAAAACGCUUUAUGCGCACUGUAAAAAAGUCCAUCAAGGUUGCCCUAAUUAAAGGCCGAAGCUGGAAGCAGGAAUUAUUCAAAUUCCUACUGGACUACCGAACAAUGCCACACUGCACCACAGGUGUACCCCCGGCCUCAGUCCUAUUUGGCCAGACCAUAAAAAACCGCCUGCCACACUUGAUCACACCCAUAGCUGGAGACCCCAGCAUCAGGAAGCGUGACACACAAGCCAAGACAACUAUGAAACGACACGCUGACAGGAAAACAUACGUGAAACCCAAUGAUCUCAGAGUGGGUGACACAGUCAUUAUAAAAAACGACCACACCUCAAAGGCUCUCACACCCUACCAACCUAACCUAAUGACUGUGACAAAGAAAAAGGGAUCCAUGAUAACUGCCACACAUGAGGGUAACCAAACUACAAGAAAUGCCACCUUUUUCAAGAAAAUCCCAAGACCACCAACAAGCCCCACACACAACCCACUUGAUUACUCCUCAUUUGAAGAUGAAAACUACACACACACUACAACACCAGCAAAAUCUAAAGACACCCAGGCACAACAUACCCCCAACCUCAGGCGCACAGGUCGAGCAAGACGGCCACCCAAAAGACUCGAUUGCUAA